ACUGCGCGUCACCGACCGCCGACCCGCGGAGGAAUCUCUCCAACGCGCGGACCGUCGUCAAGGGCCCGGACCAAAGUUGCCCGGACUUUGUGCUCAGCAUUCGUCGUUCGUCGCAUCCCACGGUCGCGCUAUGGACCUUUCGGACCUAACGUCUCUAGAGCUCGAAAUCCUGGAACGGACAGCUGACAUGGGUGCCAUAUCCUACGAUUCGACCCCGAUGCGCGACGUCGACGAACGCAGCGCCGCGGGCACCGACUGUGGCAACGACGAACGGCCGCGCCGCGGUGAAGCGAGUCCGCAAGAGCUGGAAGACGCACCCGACGAUGGAACCGGGCGGCUUGGGAACACGGACUGGUGUCUAUGUGGUUCCUGCGCGCCGAUGGAGACCGUCGUCGAGUGCGUCUGCUGCCGCGAAUACCCGGCCGUCGCACGGAAGCAGCAGGGCCGGCAGGGCUGCGUAACGGGCCACCCGGACUUCGAGGCCCUGUGCCUCAACCCUGAGGUGUUGAGGUUGGCCUACCUCAACAUGCGGCACUACGGGCAGCAAGGGAUGGGCGCAAGUGCCAGCGAAUACCAGACACCCUGAAGCCGGUGGAUGAUCAUCUCGACAUGUUCCUUGUGGUGCCAGCAACACUUGCACCGCUGGUGUGGCAUUCUUUGCACGCUAUGCUGGGAUAGUUUUUUAGGAGUGCCAUGUCUGGACAGCUUAUUCAGAAGCAGGCUGUCGUCGUCGAGAUCCAUGCUUUUUUUUUAACGGAUGAUGUUGCAGUGCCCACAUGGGCACUACAGAUUUGCAGCCUACAGGCAGUGUGCCCUGUGGCUGUGGAGCCGCUUGGGAAAGAAGAAUAGGCGGCCCCUGCCAUCCUGUGUGGUCAAGACAAUUAGGGGCAGGUACCCUGCUGACGUGUAUGCGGGCUACAAGGAUGCAGAAUAAAUUGCGUUGACCUAGAGACCACGCAACCCCCUUCCCUUGUCUCUUCACCCUCCCUGCAUGUGUGUGAAGUCGCUCGUAGCCAUGAACGGAAUCCUCUAAAUCACGUGACCUAUUAUCUACGAUAUCACGUGACCAUAACUAUGAUCACAUGAUCGUAGUCAAACC
Ixodes scapularis (black-legged tick) is the source of this 1099-nucleotide messenger RNA. RefSeq lists its product as uncharacterized. The transcript is spliced from 4 exons. NCBI's taxonomy places the organism in Eukaryota, Metazoa, Arthropoda, Arachnida, Ixodida, Ixodidae. The record is from RefSeq and is a predicted model, not a curated record. The coding region runs from base 131 to 586 and encodes 151 amino acids.